ACACGUAGCGCUGUCUUUACCUCUCAGACCUACGAUGGACAAGGUCUUUGUUUGAAAAUAAAUUUAUUUUAAUUACAAUUGUCCAGGCCCACCAUUUAAAUCCUCAAGGCAAAUAUGCUGUCACAGAAACUAACUUCAAACUACGGAACCAGCUUAGUCCAGACCUGCUGGUUUAACAGCCCUCAAAAUGGAGGCGAAGAGCGAAACAUGGACUUCCACUCCGAAGGUUCACACACCACGACAGAGGGGGCCUUGCCUCUAAUGGCGACGUUCAAAAGCGGAGACGAACGUAAACCAAGACCCACGGAACUAGGAAGGGGCAGGCUGGUGAACAAAUCGCAAGACGACCAAGAAGGAAACGGUUCGCUGCCUAGCACUCCGGAACUCCAGUCAGAAGUAGACACGGACAGCCAGGCGGGGGAAGAAGUGUUGGAUAACGACACCAAGCGAAUCAUUCGCAUUUUUCUCAGAGACUAUGCAGGGGCAUCAAAAGCUAAAAGGACAAGACAAGACGAGGUUCAAGUGACUAUGAGAAGAGUUGUAGACGGCGUGCUUGAAAAACACCAAUACGCAUACAAGGGUAUGAUCCAGAAAUUGGAAUUGGACGGCCGAGGGGAAGACAUGAGUUUUGUCACGUCUGUGGCCAAGAGUCUCUUCGCAGACAGCACAACAAACUGGGGGCGUAUCGCCAGCCUGGUGGCCUUCGGAGCAGCGUUGUGUCAGUACCUAGAGGCCAGGGGUAAAGAAGGCUGCGUGUCGCUGGUGGCCGAGGAGAUUUCCUCAUACCUCCUUUCAGACCAACGGGAAUGGUUGGUCAAAAACAACUCAUGGGAGGGCUUCGUAGAGUUUUUUCGAGUGUCAGACCCUGAGACGACCGUGAGAAAUACACUCAUGGCCUUUGCUGGAUUUGCUGGUAUUGGUGCAACAAUUGCCCUACUAAUCAGGUCAGAGGGCCAAGUCUCCAGGGAGAAGAACAGAAAUUUACCCCAACAGACGUAAUUAACUGGCACUGAGAUGUUGGCCCACUUCCUUCCCGGUUAUGGAAAUACUAUGGGUUAGAUCUGCAUUUAGAAAAAGAGCCAGCACAGAAAGCCCCCUGUGGCUGGCUUCUGUGCUACAAAUGUGUUGACUGGGGGAGAAUGACCAAAAACCGGAAUAAAUGCAGAUUUGUACCUUUUUGUUUGUAAACGCUGAGGGCCCGCACACCAAAUGUUAUUUAAACAUUCCAGUCACUUGUAUAGCUUGCACCAUUGACAAAUAUGUUUGUCAAUAAAACUAUAAAUGUUGCCUAGUCUGGCCUUUUAUACGUUCUACUUUGACACAGUGAUGCAUUACAGUGACCUUAACCCUAUGUCAGAUUCUGUUGAAAUUGUGGUAUUUCGAAGAAGUUGUGCAGCUAUUUCCGCCAAGUCAGACAACACCCACAGCAUCACUUCAACCACAUGCAUUUUUUUGGGGGCAUUUUGCAAAACAGCAGCUUACUUCAACUUGCAUUUCAACUAGAGGAUGCACAAUGCUGUUGCUCAACCUGCCCUAGCUAUACGAUUGGGGAAAUGGGGUGACAAGCAUUCAUAACAUCCGCCCAAAUGUUUUUAAUAUCACUUCACGAUUUGUUUUACCUUUCUGUUUGGCGAAACAAAAUAGAUGCAAGACUGGGUGCAGCUGCUGGCAGGGCCAAUGCCAAGCAGAUAUAAAGGGUGUAAAAAUCGGUUUAAGAAUGGGCCCAGCUGUUGGGUUGCUAAAAGUAAUUGCUGGCAGAAGAAAUGCAACCAAAGCACAAGUCUUCAUUUGACUAUUGGCUGGCGUAAAUGACGUAUCCUGCAGUAUUGCCUUUGCUGGCAUAUACAGGCUUCCCUUCCGUCUGUCAGCCAACAUAAUAUAAUCAAGUGUCUAUUUGUAUAUUAAGAUAUUUUUUUAUUUUGGCCGUGGUUAGCUUUGGGGCGUUUACAAAGAAAAAGGUCAUACAUGGAGAAGUUCUUGAGAGUUGAUAAGGGUACAGCUGGACAUAUUUUGUGGUGUUGAUGCAGACAUUAUAUGGCGCUCUCUCAAUGUGUCUGGCACUGAUAGUGUAUGGGGAGAUUAGUUGUUGCGGUCACCCAAAAAGCCUCGGACCGGUGAAGUUGCAAGUGUAAACACUAGAGGGUCAGAUGAAGGCCUCAGCCUAGAGGUGCUUGACUCAUGUCAACUUUUAUGUUAUACUUAGGUGUGUGAUUGGUAGGGGUGGAACAGAUCCUCAAGCUGGUUAUAGUGCCCCUUGGCUUCCCAUGAGGCUUCCUGUAUGCCUGAGUGCCCUUCAGAUGACUAAUGUUAAUCAAUAAAUUUAAGCUUGUUCUAC
Molecule: messenger RNA, 2335 nt
Organism: Gadus morhua (Atlantic cod)
Lineage: Eukaryota; Metazoa; Chordata; Actinopteri; Gadiformes; Gadidae
Gene: mcl1b
Product: MCL1 apoptosis regulator, BCL2 family member b
Exons: 4
Coding region: 115-999 (294 amino acids)
Biological process (GO): extrinsic apoptotic signaling pathway in absence of ligand; release of cytochrome c from mitochondria; intrinsic apoptotic signaling pathway in response to DNA damage
Cellular component (GO): mitochondrial outer membrane
Molecular function (GO): channel activity; BH domain binding
Source: RefSeq, a predicted model, not a curated record